Molecule: messenger RNA, 472 nt
Organism: Saccostrea cuccullata (small rock oyster)
Lineage: Eukaryota; Metazoa; Mollusca; Bivalvia; Ostreida; Ostreidae
Product: complement C1q subcomponent subunit A-like
Exons: 1
Molecular function (GO): protein binding
Source: RefSeq, a predicted model, not a curated record
UGCCAACAUCGACAGAUGAAGAGAAAGUCGCUUUCUAUGGCUAUGUUAGCGGCGAUGAACUAGGCUCAGGGCGCCAACAUAUCAUUGACUUCGACGUCAUUCAAAUAAACCUUGGAAAUGGCUUCCAUACCCUUAGUGGAAUGUUUAUCGCCCCACAUCCGGGUCUUUACGUCUUUACCUGGGUAAUUCAGAGCACGUGGAAUGGGAUAGCGUACACGCAGCUGAUGAGGAAUUCCGAGGUUGCGGGGGAGAUCGUGGCCGAUAGUUCACACACUACGGAAUUUCACAGCGCAACCGGGGUCGUUGUGUUACAGUUAAAUCAGGGUGACGAGGUGUACGUCAGACGAAAUCCCAACCAGCCGACUUCUGGUCAUAUUAUAAGUCGACCUGGGUAUAGGUCGUCUUUUAGUGGUUGGAAAAUUUAAACGACCUAUUAAAUUAAUGGUGAUAAAAAGUUGUCAAUUCCGAACAA